AUGGCAACUUUUGAAGCUCUGUAUAGUAGAAGGUGUGUAACUCCUCUGUGUUGGUAUGAGUCUGGAGAGAGUGUGGUGGUUGGGCGCAAAGUUACUCCUGUGACGGGUGUUGGCAAGGAAUUGAAGUCACGUAAGUUGACGACGCGUUUAAUUGGUCCUUUUCAUAUUUCUAAGAGAGUAGGUGAAGUGGCAUAUCAGAUUGCAUUGUCACUGUCACAUGCUAAUCAUCACGAUGUGUUCCAUGUGUCUCAAUUGAGGAGGUACAUUGCAGACCCAUCACAUAUUAUUCAAUUAAAUGAUGUUCAAGUAAGGGAUAAUUUGACGGUUGAUACAUCACCUAUGCGAAUUGAGGAUCGAGAAGUUAAGAGGCUUCGUGGUAAGGAAAUCGCUUUUGUGAAAGUGAUUUGGGGCGGAGUAGCCGAUGGCAACAUUACUUGGGAACUCAGGGAUAAGAAGAAGAAAUCAUAUUCGGAGUUGUUCGUUUGA
Messenger RNA from Vicia villosa (hairy vetch), 486 nucleotides. RefSeq lists its product as uncharacterized. The coding region runs from base 1 to 486 and encodes 161 amino acids. The transcript has 2 exons. The record is from RefSeq and is a predicted model, not a curated record. NCBI's taxonomy places the organism in Eukaryota, Viridiplantae, Streptophyta, Magnoliopsida, Fabales, Fabaceae.